Molecule: messenger RNA, 1650 nt
Organism: Brettanomyces nanus
Lineage: Eukaryota; Fungi; Ascomycota; Pichiomycetes; Pichiales; Pichiaceae
Exons: 1
Coding region: 1-1650 (549 amino acids)
Biological process (GO): protein stabilization; protein folding
Cellular component (GO): cytoplasm
Molecular function (GO): heat shock protein binding; protein-folding chaperone binding; protein kinase binding
Source: RefSeq, a predicted model, not a curated record
AUGCCAAUUGAUUAUUCAAAAUGGGACAAAAUCGAGCUCUCGGACGACUCAGAUAUUGAGGUUCAUCCAAAUGUGGACAAGAAUUCGUUUAUUCGUUGGAAGCAGAGAGAUAUCCAUGAAAAACGAGCACAAAGAGAUGCGCAAAUGAAGGGACUGAUGAUCCAAAGAGAGAUGUAUAUUCAACUCACCAAAAGGGUCAACAAAAUCUUGGAGAAUCUAAACUAUGAGCAAAUUAGUGAUGACAGUGUGAGAAACGAAUAUGUCAAUGAGAAGUUCGAUCCAAAGGAGAGAUGUACUCUUGAAGAGGACAGUAAUUCUCCCACAUACAAUGAAAUGGUUGAAGACUUAUUUACACAGAUUAAAGAUGGACUGAAAAAGGAAGGUGAGGAUAUAAAUGACGGAGCAUUGAUUGUCCAGAAGGUUAAAGAGCAUCGAUCGAAAAUUGAAGGGGUGUUGAAGCAGAUUGAUCCUAAGCUGAAUGAACUGGAGGAAGAGAAGCAUGUUCAUAUUACCAGUGAUGAUUAUCAUGUCGGGUUUAAUUCUUCUUUUAUUAAUAAGGGGGCUGGGCAGGCCGAGAAGACUGGACAGGCUGAGCCAUCUGGACAUGCCGAGAAGACUGGACAGGCUGAGCCAUCUGGACAGGCUGAGCCAUCUGGACAUGCCGAGAAGACUGGACAGGCUGAGCCAUCUGGACAGGCUGAGCCAUCUGGACAUGCCGAGAAGACUGGACAGGCUGAGCCAUCUGGACAGGCUGAGCCAUCUGGACAGGCUGAGCCAUUUGGACAGGCCGAGAAGACUGGGCAAGCUCAUCAAGCCGCGCCAUCUGGGCAAGACGAUUCAGGUCAACUACCCUCUAAACCAUUCAGUCAAUUAGACGAACUGGAGUGUCUUCCAGAAACCAUGAUAUUCAGUAAAAUUCCUCAGGACAGUCUCAAAAGAUCUGGAGCAUUCAUCAAGAAUCAUCUAUAUCUGGCAUGCGAGCAGCAGAAAGAUUCAUUGAUGAUGAAAGCAUUUGAUUCUCAGCUUUCAGGAGACACAAAGAGAACUAAACAGAUUGUUCAUCAGGCAUUACUAUUACAAUAUCUAGACGAUUUGUUUAGAGGGGCAGCUGCCAAUCAUAGUGCGCAGAGAAAGGAGCAAUUGGUAGAUAUGUUUGUGGAAAAGAUGUCUGAUGCCAAUACUCCUGCCUAUGGAGUAUUUAUGGGAGAUUUGGAUAAGAUGUACAAGCAUAUAGUAAGCAGAUGCGAGGUGAUUAAGCAAGAAGAAGAAGAAGGAGAGCGCAAAGACAAACCGCAGGAAGAAGUUGAACAGAUCCAAUUGAGAUCCGUGGAUCCAGGAUCGGAGCUUGUAGUGGAAUUACCUAAGCAAGAUACUGAGGAGUACAAGAACUUUGAGACUUUACCAAAGGAAAUGCAAGAAGCAUUGAAGACGAAGAGUUUGGAUGAAAUCAACAAAGUGUUCGCCGAGAUGAGUGUGGAAAAAGCCGAACAGGUGUUGGAUAUAUUUGACAAGUGUGGAGUGAUACAAGUCCAAGCAUUGUUAGAUAAUGAGGAUCAAUUCAACGAGUUGAAAAAGGAGUAUGAAGGAGGUUCUGUUUCUGUUUCAUCUGGUGAAAAGAAUGCACCAUCCAGUUUAGAUAUAGUUGAUUAG